GAGAGGAAAAGAGAGAGGACAGGCGGCGGCACGGACAUCGAGAGAGGGACACAAUCACAGAGAGCGAUAGUACAGGAGAGAGAGAGAGAGAGAGAGGAGCGGGAGGCAGAGAGCUGGAUCGCGGUGUCUCACUCCCACAUCUCAUCUUCACUUUACUGGGACACACACAGAAUUGAUGUCCAAAGAGGCAGAGUUGGAUGUGAGAGGCAGUGAGUGUGACACAGUCCCACCAGAGCCCAGCACAGAACCACAACUGCCCCGGCCACCACCUCCAGCCAAGGCUAACGGACCCAACAGCAGCCCUGCUGGCAUCUGCAAGAGCAUCGUCUCCGGUAGCCACAGCAGCAGCAGCAGCAGCAAUAACAACAGCAGCAGCAGCAGCAGCAGCAACAGCAGCAGCAGCAGCAGCAGCAGCAGAGGUCUGGGUGGCAUUAGCAUCGUUAGCAGCAGUGCUGAGGGAGCAGGCGAGAGCUCCAUGCAGUUCAGCACCAGACCACCUAGUGCUGAGCAGCCGGGCUUCAUGGGGACAUGGCAGCAGCAGAGCACUGACAGCAACCUCCUCUACAGAAUGUCCCAGCAGGCAAUUCGCUGCACGCUGGUGAACUGCACAUGUGAGUGUUUCCAGCCCGGCAAGAUCCACUUACGGACAUGUGACCAGUGCAAACAUGGCUGGGUAGCUCAUGCUCUGGACAAGCUCAGCACCCAGCACCUCUACCACCCGACCCAGGUGGAGAUCGUUCAGUCCAACGUGGUGUUUGACAUCAGCAGCCUGAUGCUGUACGGCACCCAGGCCGUCCCCGUCAGGCUCAAGAUCCUUCUCGACCGCCUGUUCUCCGUGCUCAAGCAAGAAGAGGUGCUGCACAUCCUGCACGGCCUGGGCUGGACCCUCCGAGACUACGUCAGGGGCUACAUCCUGCAGGCAUGUCUGAGGAUUACACAGUCCCUCUGCUGUUCCACUGACCUCCAACUACACACUCAAAGCCUCACACACACAUACAUCAAAGCAGCUCAGCGUAGUACCCAGCGCUGGGUAAGGGGCUCACUGGCCUACUCACUCAGCAGGCUGCUGGCACACACUCCAGAUCUGCCUGCAGGGAUUGCCAAUGGCAAAUAUGGCCUGUGUGUGUGUGUGUGUGUGUAAUAAAGCAUAUGUUAUUCAUGUUCUUUGUCAGGUGUCUGUCUGAACUAGUGUUCAAA
Messenger RNA from Solea senegalensis (Senegalese sole), 1197 nucleotides. RefSeq lists its product as uncharacterized. Gene Ontology annotation, biological process: regulation of DNA-templated transcription. Gene Ontology annotation, cellular component: nucleus. The record is from RefSeq and is a predicted model, not a curated record. NCBI's taxonomy places the organism in Eukaryota, Metazoa, Chordata, Actinopteri, Pleuronectiformes, Soleidae. Bases 176 to 1141 code for a protein of 321 amino acids. The transcript has 5 exons.